Messenger RNA from Polistes canadensis, 789 nucleotides. RefSeq lists its product as uncharacterized. The transcript has a single exon. The annotation marks the transcript as partial. The record is from RefSeq and is a predicted model, not a curated record. NCBI's taxonomy places the organism in Eukaryota, Metazoa, Arthropoda, Insecta, Hymenoptera, Vespidae.
AUGGAUUUGUUCAAGUGGACACUUGGAAUUUUGGCAUUGAGUGGUAUGAUCAUCGCCAACCUGGCCAACGAGGAGUUCAGUUUAUUCGACAAUGGAUACCGUGCUCUUUAUCGAGUUUACGAGGAAUGUCAACAGCGUAACGUUGCCGUAUCCCAGUGUUUAAAGAAGAAGGCUAUAUUUUUCUUCGACAGAUUAGGUCGUAUCGAUACGUUACCGAUCGGUGAGAAUUUGGAAUUGAUCAAGGUACCACCAACCGUUGACGGGAAAAACGAAACUUCGGGGAAAAGUUUGACGAUAGAUUUGGAUAACCUUGGUCGUAACAAUGGUGGCACGUCAAAGGAAGAAUUCUUAAAUGAUAUUUUAUUUGAUAAAAUAGCCAAUCUGUUGAACGGAUACAACAUACAAAUACAUUUACCAAAGACCAAUUCUGUCGAAUUGAAACGUAGCAUAGAGGAGGGACGUGGAAAGAUGAAGAAAAUGAUGGGUAUGAUGAUGAUGGGUAUGGCCAUGAAAAUGGCUGCAAUGGUACCGAUCGCCAUGGGCGUUCUAUUCCUUCUGGCUGGGAAAGCACUGAUCAUCAGCAAAAUAGCACUUGUACUGUCCUUGAUAAUUGGCUUGAAAAAAUUACUAAGCCAAAAGCAAAGUCACGAUUCUCAUGGUGGUUGGCAACAAAGUGGCGGUGGAUGGGACAGGAGCUUGAAAGAUGUUACUGCAGUCACGGAAGCUGACAGACAAUACGCUCACAAUCUGGCGUAUAAAAGUUCUAGAAUACAACAACAACAACAACAA